Messenger RNA from Papaver somniferum (opium poppy), 1371 nucleotides. Its product is annotated as putative vacuolar protein sorting-associated protein 13A. The record is from RefSeq and is a predicted model, not a curated record. NCBI's taxonomy places the organism in Eukaryota, Viridiplantae, Streptophyta, Magnoliopsida, Ranunculales, Papaveraceae. The transcript has 13 exons. Bases 1 to 1371 code for a protein of 456 amino acids.
AUGAGUAGUUAUUGUAAUUUGAUUAAACGCGAUAUAAGCACAUUCGACAAAGAACACAGGGUUCUGCAUUUGCUGCGGAAAUAUUUAGGUGAAUAUGUCCAUGGACUCUCAGCUGAAGCUUUAAGAAUCAGCGUCUGGAAGGGAGAUGUUGUUCUUAAGGACUUGAAGUUGAAGGCGGAAGCACUAAAUUCGUUAAAGCUUCCCGUAACUGUCAAAGCUGGAUUUGUUGGUACUAUAACGCUAAAGGUUCCAUGGAAAAGUCUAGGGAAAGAACCUGUGAUUGUUCGUAUUGAUCGUGUCUUCAUUCUUGCUCAUCCUGCUCCUGAUGGACGGACACUCAAGGCUGAAGACAGGGAAAAACUUUUUGAAGCCAAGCUUCAUCAGAUUGAGGAGGCAGAGUCAGCAACUCUCGAAGCUAGAUCUAAAUUGGGAAAUCAACCUGGUGGAAAUUCAUGGUUGGGUUCACUCGUUGCUACUAUCAUUGGGAACCUCAAGAUCUCCAUUACCAAUGUCCAUGUCAGAUAUGAGGAUACCAUCAGUAACCCAGGCCAUCCAUUUUCUUCCGGUGUUACGCUGGCAAAGCUUGCUGCUGUUACAAUGGAUGAACAUGGAAAUGAAACUUUUGAUACCAGUGGUGCGCUAGACAGAUUGCGGAAGUCGUUGCAACUUGAUAGACUCGCGGUGUAUCACGACUCUGACACCCUUCCCUGGAAGAUGGAUAAGAAGUGGGAAGAUCUGAACCCAAAUGAAUGGAUUGAGAUCUUUGAAGAAGGUAUUAAUGAACCUUCAGCUGGUCACAAAGUGGCUUCUUCGUGGGCUCAAAAUCGCCAGUAUUUGGUAUCACCAAUCAAUGGUGUUCUAAAAUACCAUCGUCUUGGAAAGCAAGAAAGAGUAGACCCAGAAAUUCCCUUUGAGAAGGCAUCACUUGUUCUGAGCGAUGUUUCUUUAACAAUUACAGAGGCUCAGUACCAUGACUGCCUAAAACUCCUAGAAGUAGUUUCGAGAUAUAAAACACAUGUUGAUGUUUCUCACUUGAGACCCAUGGUGCCAGUUUCGGAGGAUCCUCAUGUGUGGUGGCGAUAUGCUGUUCAGGCUGGUUUGCAGCAGAAGAAAAUGUGCUAUCGCUUCUCAUGGGACCGAAUUCGAUAUCUUUGUCAGCUUCGUCGACGUUAUAUUCAGUUAUAUGCUAGUUUGUUGCAACAGCUAAAAGUUGAUAAUUCUGAGAUUAGAGAAAUUGAGAGAGAUCUGGAUUCGAAAGUAAUCCUUUUGUGGAGGUUACUUGCACAUGCUAAAGUCGAGUCUACAAAAUCUAAAGAAGCUGCACAGCAAAAUAGUCAAUUAAAGAGAAGCUGGUUUUCUUUCAGAUGGUAA